Messenger RNA from Phanerochaete carnosa HHB-10118-sp, 1847 nucleotides. RefSeq lists its product as uncharacterized. Gene Ontology annotation, molecular function: iron ion binding; heme binding; oxidoreductase activity, acting on paired donors, with incorporation or reduction of molecular oxygen. Bases 63 to 1688 code for a protein of 541 amino acids. The transcript has 14 exons. The record is from RefSeq and is a predicted model, not a curated record. NCBI's taxonomy places the organism in Eukaryota, Fungi, Basidiomycota, Agaricomycetes, Polyporales, Phanerochaetaceae.
GUUCUCGUUGCUGGCUAGUUGCCCCCACGUCUACCGGUUUCAAUCUUGUCAGGCUGCUUGCAAUGUUCUCCUUGAUCAUACUCGCUGGUGCCGUCCUUGCACUUUCCUCGCUAGUGCGCUAUUACCGCUGGCUCACGCACCAUUCUAUCGAGUAUAUCCGAGGCCCAAAUACCAAGUCUCGUCUACUGGGCAAUGUUCGCGAAUUCAUGUAUCAGGAGAAUGUCGGCGAUCUUGACUUCAAGCUCUUGGACGAGUAUGGAACGGCCUGGAGGCUGAAGUCGCCUCUUGGGCUCAAUUAUCUAAUGAUCUGUGAUCCUAAAGCGCUGCAAUACAUAUUACACAAGUCUGGGUACAACUUCCCGAAGAGCGUCUUAACUCGCAUCGGAUCAUUCAACGUAGCUGGCCGGAGUAUACUGUGGGCACCAAAUGGCGAAGUUCACUCCAGACACCGGAAAGUUAUGAACCCUGCGUUCACCGCCCCUCAAUUGCGGUCCUUCCUGCCGCUGUUUCGUAGAGGGUCCAACAGGUUAUGUCAGAAAUGGAAAGACGAGGUCCUAGACCACACCCCAGGAGGUGUCACUAUUACCGUGAAUAAAUGGCUUGCUCGUACAACCUUGGAUGUAAUCGGAGAAGCGGCUUUUGAAUUCCAGUUUGGCGCUUUGGACAACUCCGAGAACGAAGUUAGCAAAGCCUAUAGUAAUAUGUUCUCCGAUUCAGUUAUGUACCCGUCUGCCUGGAACGCAAUCUUCCAGACACUCUGGAACUUCACGCCUGACUGGAUGCUCUACUACGUGCGCCACGUCCCGACCCGCGAAUACGUCCGUUUCAAGCACACCUUGCAAAUUAUCAACGGGGUGUCGAAGGAGCUAAUCGAUCAAAAAUCCGAGGACCUGCUUGACGGCGAUAAAUCCAACAAAGAUGUGAUGAGCAUCCUCGUGCGCGCUAACGCCUCAGAGAAUCCGAAGUCCAAGCUGUCGGAAGAAGAGAUGGUGUCGCAGAUGGCCGCGCUGACCCUCGCCGGACACGAGACGACGGCGAACACUAUCACCUGGCUGCUUUGGGAGCUGGCCAAGCACCCGGAGUAUCAGCAGAAGCUACGCGACGAGAUCGCCUUGAAGAGGGCGGAGAUCAAUGCCCGAGGCGACGUGGACUUCACCAUGGACGACCUCGAGUCUAUGGAAUAUCUGCAGGCAGCUCUCAAGGAAACCCUGCGCUACCACCCGAUUGUUUACCACCUAUCUCGGCAGGCGAGCAAAGACGACGUCAUUCCAUUGGCGUACCCCAUCAUGACUAAGAAGGGCGAGAUGGUCUCGGAGAUUCCUGUCGCCGCCGGUCAGGUCAUUAUGCCCAAUAUCGCCGUCUACAAUCGCCUACCCCAAUUGUGGGGCGACGAUGCUCACGAGUGGAAUCCGAUGAGGUUUAUCGACGGCCACCCAAACACACAGGUUCGCCUUGGCAUGUUUGGCAAUUUGAUGUCAUUCUCCGCCGGCGUCCGUGGAUGCAUUGGAUGGCGGUUCUCUAUGAUCGAAAUGCAGGCCAUUACCGCUGACCUUGUCGAAAACUUCCAAUUCAGCAUCCCUAAGGAGAAGCCCGAGAUUAUUCGUGUGCCAGCAGGUAUCAUGGCACCAAUGGUAAAGGGGAAGAUGCGUGAAGGCAUACAAAUGCCGCUCCAUGUCACUGCUCUCUAGGCCAAGUGCAGAACGGGACCAUCGGCAAUGGACAUUGAUAAUUACAUACGUCAAGUUCUCGCACAUUAUCCCCCGUUUCUUUUUAUCGAAUGUAACUUCCAUCCUUCCGGUCGUUAAGAGAACAUUUUACGAAUUUUUGCAACGAUUUUUAUCCAGCGC